AUGUCGAGGGCAGUCAAACCAGUGAAGCAAGUGACCUUUGGCCCAGUCACACACUUCUCUGCCCCUCUCAUAGAAGCCUCCCAAGGCUCAGACGCACCUGAAAAGAGCCGUUUCGUAGAUGCGCCGGCGCUGCGCCCGCGCGUGUCGAGGCCGGCGACAGUGGCGAUCGUCGCUUCCGGGACGACGCCGCACGUACAGAAUGAAGUGAACGGGCUCCUCGGGACCGGAGAGCUGGAAAAGUACGCGGUGCAGCCAACGCUGUUCCUCGGCUCAGCCGUGGAAGAACCCCACGCAGCACUGUCGUCUGUUCAGCAGGCCGCUAAUGUCGCCACUGACGACAACUGGGAGGGAGGCGACACGCAGGACUGGACACCGGUGUCACAUCCGCGUGCGAUCCCCGCGACCUCACCGGUGGCUCGGCAGGGGCCGUCCGAAGAUGACACGUACGACACACCGGUGGAGAGCAGGCCUGUCACACGGUGCCAUCUGACGGGUGCGGCAAGGUUAGAGGGUGCGGGGACCCGCGAACCGCCACCGUCGAUUUUGGAAAAGUCGCCUACGCUUUCACAGCUGGUGUCCGCAGUGGACGACAUCCUUGGCGGCCCCCAGCGCACCUCACGGAGUCCUUUGGCUGCUUCCUCCUCUGCCGUUGCUCUUCGAGGCAGCUGCUAUUCAACGGACGCCGCAGCGGAACAAUUAUGCACGACGAACUCUUGUCCGCCGACGCCAAUGAGUCCGGCAAAGGUGCAAAAGACGGACGCACAUGACACGAGCGAAGCCAGCAGAUGCUCCGACCCACUGCUCGUGGCAAGGUGCAUGCUCUACCACCGGGAAGGAGACGAGAGCAUCACCGCAAGCGGGUCCACCUGCCGUGCCUCCCAGUGCAACACCGAGUCGACCGCGGCGCUGACUGUGCCCCAUAACACAAGUGACAAGGUGCACCCGUCCUUCUGCGUCUUCUGCGGCAUCGGUGCGAACUGCGGGCAUGCUGACGAGACACUUUCACUCUGCUUCUCUGACGGCAUCGUGUAUCACACGGCGUGUGCCCUUUGGUGUCCAGAGGUCUUCUACGACAUCGAACUCGGCAGACUGAAAGGCAUUGCAGAGGCGGCACACCGAGCUCGCCUUAUCAAGUGCGCGUGGUGCCGCCAACCAGGAGCGGGGGCCGGCUGCGCCUGCCCAACGUGUCAGCUGAGCUUUCACGUCCCUUGCGCGGUAAAAGCUCGGGCGUCGAUUAAUGUGCAGGCGUUUGUGCUCUACUGUCCAGCCCACAGAUCAGCCACCGUCAGCAGAAGUGCGGGAGAUGUGCUCGGGCCCCCAGGCGGCGAGGCGGCUCUGAAAAGGACGAAGGCUGAAUAG
Leishmania major strain Friedlin is the source of this 1359-nucleotide messenger RNA. RefSeq lists its product as hypothetical. Gene Ontology annotation, biological process: regulation of transcription by RNA polymerase II. The coding region runs from base 1 to 1359 and encodes 452 amino acids. The record is from RefSeq and is a predicted model, not a curated record. The transcript has a single exon. NCBI's taxonomy places the organism in Eukaryota, Euglenozoa, Kinetoplastea, Trypanosomatida, Trypanosomatidae. Gene Ontology annotation, cellular component: nucleus.